This is a messenger RNA of Varroa destructor (honeybee mite), 3942 nucleotides long. RefSeq lists its product as uncharacterized. Gene Ontology annotation, molecular function: GTP binding; GTPase activity. Lineage: Eukaryota; Metazoa; Arthropoda; Arachnida; Mesostigmata; Varroidae. The record is from RefSeq and is a predicted model, not a curated record.
CCCUGAGCGCUAAGCAGCAAACUCCACGCGCUUCAAGGGGCUCGCCCUGUAAUUGCUAGUCGACUCAGUUAACGAGUCGGCAAACCUGGCGGAUUUAUUUUACCUCCAUACGCCCUUUACUCAUACCAUUCUUUCCCUCGUCAAUGGUUCCGCACAGCCGACAUCAUCAAAUUACCCCCGGAAUCUUUACGGCUAUGUGUGCGAAGGCGCCAGCCUGAUAAAGCAUCAAGCAACGGUUGGGUCCGCUAGGUCGCCAUCGUCAGCGGCGCUAGAUGGUUCGCUCCUAAACACCGCAGACAUAUAUCGGCAAUUCGAAGAGAGGGGUAUCUUUGUGUCGAAGUUGCUGUUAUUGAAUGGUGGCUUCAUUCUUCGUGUUUCUCUGUUUUUGCUUUCUUCUGGCGGAGGGAAGUGGUCGUUCGCGUUGGUGAGGAUCUAGCGUCAUCCGGCGAGUCGCAUUAGGACGAACAAGAAGAGACCUAGGCGAUCUGUAGAAUAUAUCUCGAAGUGCUUUCCUUUGCCGCUAGUAAUCAACCAUAAGCAACAUUUCCCAGAACCUCUUCAUUUGAUGUCACUGGUGGAAAACUCUCGGCUACGCUCAUUACGUAAUCGGGGUUAGUUCAGCUUAUCAUUCUUAAUCCCGAGGGAAUAAGCUAUACAAGAGGUAUUCAGCACUGUGCGUGAAGUUGCUGUGUGAUGAAUCGAUAAGGUAGUGUCGGUGCAGCUCUCAGUGAUUCAUACGUCGUGUCUGGUUGAGGAGGGCGUCAGAGUCUUCCCCCGUACCCUGGCUUUUCUCCAAUAGUUUCGGUACGCAACUGCAGACAACUUUGCCGUAGUCAUUAUCCCAGCAUGCAUAGCUUGGAUAUGCCUACUGAUGUGAAUCUUUGAAAUUCGUGUUCACGACAGGAUCUUUCUUUGUAACUUUUAUAGCAAGAAGGACUCGGCUUUCUAAUUACAUUUAUUGAUAAGCCAGUUAAUUAGUUAGCGGUCAAUCAGCCCCUGUACAAUGGUCUACUUAUAAUAGGAUAAACUAAUACCAUAUUUAUAUGUGGUCACUAUAUAGUGCAGCACAACAGAAAUAGGCUGUCGAUCCAAACAAAUCAAACGAAAUCCAACACCGAACUGGGUGUUAGUGACUGACUAACAAACAAACCAACGCGUACUGGCUAUUGCGUUGGCCGCAUCGUUUUAAGAAGAAGCAGGAAUUAUGUGACUUUCAUGUUGAUAAUUCGAAAGCGAUUCGCUCCCUCUCUGCCAGUCACCUUCUUCGAUGUAGCUGAGAAUCAAGCCGAAAGCUAGUUAGCUUAAAAAGACGAUUGUAUUCAAUAUCGGCCCCGUGUAGCAGUUGUCCGUCUCCCUUUGCCACUUAUUGAUACCUGCGUGCGGUUAUUUUGUCCUGUUUCGUUGGAACGCAAACGACCGAUCCACACAACUGGUCGUCGGUGGCUGUUCUGCUGCGACUCGCUGUCUAUCAACUGUGAAAACGGCGAAGGCAACAGUGCGACGGAACAGAUAGCGUCGCGGAAUUGACUGGCCUUCCGAAAGGAUACACCCUACUCUGCCACACUUGGCGUGCCACACAGUACGCGAUUUGUCGAUUGGGCGCCAAAGAGGAACCAUGGACUGUAGGUCACUGUGAGGUUUGUCGGAGAGGUUUCUGGUCAACAAGACAAACUUCUGGAUUUACGUCGACCCAUUAUUUGCAGUAACAGAGUCGUGGCUGGUCGCCGUUGCCGUUUGUUGGUUCUGUAUUGGUUGUAGCGUUGUUGCUUUUGAAUUCAAAGAAGAACAAGCUGUAAGCGGCACCCAUAAUGGCGUCAGUAUCUGGUGAGCUAACGACAACCUACAAAAUCCUUGUACUCGGCGAUUCAAAUGUGGGCAAAACAUGCAUUGUGCAUCGCUUUUGCGACGAACGAUUUUACGAUACCUAUAUAUCAACAAUCGGAAUUGACUUCAAACAGAAAAUCAUCAAUCUCGAUGGAACGCCAGUUAAAUUGCAGAUCUGGGACACUGCCGGCCAGGAGCGGUUUCGAACCCUGACGACAGCGUAUUACCGAGGAGCUAUGGGAAUCCUUAUAAUGUAUGAUGUUACUAACAUGGAUUCGUUCAACCAUUUAACCUAUUGGUUCCGCAACGUCGAGGAGAACGCUUCGCCUGAUGUUGUGAAGGUCCUUGUUGGCAAUAAGUCAGAUGCCUCGUCGCAAAGACAGGUUGAAACCUCACAACUCGCAAAGAUGGCGGAACAGCUGGAUAUUGCUUAUUUUGAAUGCAGUUGCAAGCAGAACAUCAAUAUUCAGGAAGCGUUCAUCACGCUUGCCCGGCUCAUCCGUAAGCAACGCGAAGAAAAAGAAAAGGCAGGAGAGGGUGCGGAGGAUACAAAGGAGUGGGGCAAAGAUAUUAGUCUUCGCAAAGACGACCAGGUUAAAGAGAAAUGCCAACAAUGUUAGGCGUGCAUCAAAGGAGGAAAUGGUGCAGACGGCAGCGAAUGGAAUUUUCGAGGAGAGUGACAGGGGCUAUGGCGAGAAGUCACGGAAAGUGGAGGGCGGUUCAAAAAGGACAACCAUACGCGUUCGCGUACAUAUGUAAUCUGUAUCGAUAGGAAUCUCUUCCUCUCUGUAUAUAUAUAUAUAUAUAUAUAGAGCGAUGAUUCGUGAAUGCUUCUAUAAUUUUGGGUACCGCCUGACGAAAUGUUUCAAAAACUUACUGAUAAUUCGUGCAUACUAGCCGUGUUGUAAAUAGGUAGAGAGGUUUAGGGAGAAUCAUGAAUGCCUAUAUUUAAAAACCUAGCUAACUUUCUAAUGGGUCAAAUUGGUUAGUUUGCUUAUAUUGUCACUGUGUCACCUCCGCCUAUUGCUAUCAUCAUUAUGAUUAAUAUCGUAAUUAGUAAUAUAUAAUAUAGUCGGUUGAUGAGGCCAACAAUCACAUGGAACGCUACUAUAAAAGAAAAUGCGAUGUUAUGCGUAAUUAAGUAGGAAGUUCACAAAAAAGAUGCAGCAUAGCUAUUAUCUAUAAAUUGUUUGUUGUCUCUACUAGCAGUCUCUACAACUAUCGAUCCGGUGUGAAUGUAUAUGUCAAAGAACGUUGGUAAUUCGACCCACAUUCAAAGAUACGUGGUGAUGGAGCACAAUUUAACGCAAAAUUCGCUGUAGAUUUCUCAGUUACUUCGAAUCAAUGAAAAUUCUACGUUUUAAUUCGUUUGACAGUGUAUAAUGUGCAGUGGUAUGCAACCUCGUGGCCAUAGACGUCGAUUUAAUGGGAAUGGUUUCAAUAGAUGAACGGUGAUUAUAAGGUAUAACAGUUACAUAGUAACUGUAUAUCUGUGGUACUUUAGUCGAUGUAUGUUAGGAUGAUAUUUAAAUGAAGCAAUACUCUAAAUUUACAUUUCUCUAGCUACAUUAGUUGAAAAACUAUAUUGUGUUUCACAUUUCUUUACAUAUGUGACUAAGCUGUGUCUUUUUUGGGUUUAAGUUAACAAUCGGCACGACAGCUAAUAGCCGUGAGUGGAUUGAACCGGCCGGCGUGAAAUCGACGUGCGUACAGCGAAAACAGGUCGCAUUAAAUGGGCGACAGUUAUUUUGUACCUUUGUUCAACACUCAAUUGUAUUAUAAAAUAUAAACGCGACCCUUUAAGUUAACUACUAAUCACAAGAUGAAGCAUCAGGGCUUCUGUACCUCUUCAGUUGAUAGCAAUACCAUAAGACAGAUGUAUAUGUAUACACACACACAUAUAUAUAUAUAUGAUUUUUGUUUGUAGUUGAUUCAUAAUUUUCUACUCAUAUAUAAAUAUUUAACGUGUACCGGCCGCACUGUCUGUACGGUGCUAUAUUUAUUGCGUCUCAGCCUUAAAGGUGGCACCUUCCUGCACGAAUCACAUUUUGUCUAAUGUGAAACAAUAUAUACAACAGUAGAGAAAAUAUCUAAUACUUACAAAGGCCUAUUAUGUUU